Messenger RNA from Colletotrichum abscissum, 1428 nucleotides. RefSeq lists its product as uncharacterized. The record is from RefSeq and is a predicted model, not a curated record. Gene Ontology annotation, molecular function: zinc ion binding; DNA binding. Gene Ontology annotation, biological process: DNA-templated transcription. The transcript has 2 exons. Lineage: Eukaryota; Fungi; Ascomycota; Sordariomycetes; Glomerellales; Glomerellaceae. Bases 1 to 1428 code for a protein of 475 amino acids.
AUGAUCAUCAUCGGCGCCACAUACAGCCGUAUCCGGCACACAAGACGCUUUUCCAUACUCAUGCUCGAUAGAGCUCGUCAAAAUCUCCAAGCGCUGAUCGAAGCCGACAAGAGCUUGACCAGACAUCCUGAAACUAUCUAUGCAUCUUCACUACUAGUGUAUACUGGGUUAUGGUGCGGAAACAAAGGGGCAUUUGAGACUGCCGAAGCAUUCAGAGGAAGUUUGGUGACAUACGUCAGACGUCUGUUUCAACCGAAAACGAAAGUUGCGGAUGUCGCAGGUAGUCGUGUUGAAGAUCAUUGGAGGGCAUGGGCAACAUCUGAGUUCAAGCGCCGUUUACGCUGGUACGUAUUCAUGAUUGACUCACAGUUCCCCGCCAUUUUGAACAUGCGGAGUAUGAUGUCUCUCGCAGAGGUCGCUAGGUGGGAGUGCCCGGGUGAUGACGCCGCAUGGUGUACAACGAGUGCUCCAAUCUGGGCAACUCUAGUUAAACCCUUGGGGAGUUUAUCGGCACCAGAGUUUGGCAUUGUUUUUAAGGCUCUUACGAACAAUAGAAGAGCUGAUUUCACCAACUUGGCACCAUCAGUCUCUGCUAUUACUGAUAGCAUCAGCCCGUGGACACAAUUCCUUGUUCUGAGUUGCUUGGCUAGCCAGGCACUGGACUGGUCGCACGAUUGGUCAGUACAGGUCGGCAGUGACCCUGCCAUGAUACAAGAUAAGGGCAGUGGUUGUCAUCAAGAAAGUCUGCGGAUACGGGACAACAUCAUCGCAUCUUUGAAAUCAUGGGAAUGCUACUACGGCACCAAGUACAGUGGCAACCCGAUCCCGGAUGUGGCGCAAAGUCCAGUGCUGUACUUUCAGAACGCAUCUCAAAUACUCCGUGGCCUAGUAAACAUUCAACUACAAACGUGCGUUGCUGAUUUGCAAGAUGCUCUCGGAAAAGGCGGAGCAAAUGCUGUUGACGAAAGCCUGGGCCGACUUCGAGUCUACUUCACAAACGGAUACACCAACUGUGUUGGAGCACACCAAGAGUUGCCAUUUGAGUCUCUAGAUGCCUUCGCCAAAUCAGUCAUGGAAACUACAUCAAUCAUGAGCAACCCGACACUACAGUCUGCCACACCUUAUAGCAUCUUUGGAAUCUUCCUAAAUCAUGUCUUGCAAUGGGCAUUUCUAAAAAGCAGCCCCGAAACAUUGAAGUCGCACCUUCGUGAGCAUCUCCGAGAUAUGGCUUUCUCAUAUCACGGACGAGGCAUGUCGGAGCUCAGUGGAAUACUUGAUUUCGGGCUCUCCUCAGCAAACCCGACAGUCGUGAACAGGGACAGAAGCCACUUAGUUCUCAUGCAAGCUGCGCAGAAUUUGGCGCUGCUUGGUACUUGGGGCGCAUCGUUGAAUCUGGCCCUUCUGCUUCAGUUGAGAGCGAAAACUUAA